CUUGUAUGCCAGCCUCGCGUUCUCCACAGCCUAAGCAUAUCCUGUGACCUCCCGACAGUCUGCCUGUUCAAGAUGGCCGCUUAAGUGGAGAAUUUACACCUCUCCAGUAAAACUAAUCCAGCAGCUAGCUGGCCGAACAACUUUUACCGUGGAAUUACCCUAAGAUACCAGCAACGUUUUCUUCUGCGUUACAUCUGAAGAGAAGCAUAAUUGUUGAGGUUCGAGACAUGGAGUAAAACAUACUGAAACUGUAGGGCAUAAAAAGCCUCUUUCCUUUAGUGCAGCAUGGACAGCUUCUUCAAGGCAGCUGUAUGUGAUCUGGACAAGCUGCUAGAUGACUUUGAACUCAAUAGUGAGGAACACGAAGGCAGGCCUGUUUCUCUGAAGCCCUCUGUGUACCCCUUCUCCUCACUUGGCCCUCAGUGUUCACCCACAGAGCUGUCCCCAAUUCCACCAAGCCUCCCGGACCUUAAUUCUCUUCAUUAUGGAUUGACACCCAGCUGUCCUGAUGGUUCUGCCAGUCAUAACCAUAACCGCAGCACUGAUAGAGAGGUCAAAGGUCAGCCUCUCACAGGUGUGGACCUUCUGUUGUCUGUGGAUCGCAGGUCAGCCAAAAGCUCUACCCCUCCCUGUCCAGACAGAGCUUUGAAACCUGUCUGCGACCUUGUGAAUGACACAAGCUCAGCCAUUCUGGUCAGGUCCAGUAGCCAUGAUGCCUUCAGUAAGCUGGACAUGGUGGAAAAGCAAAUGGAGGAAGAGGAGGCACUGCUUGUGGAUUUUAACAGCCCUGAAGUAGGACAAGAGCAAGAGGGUGCACGCCAUAGUCGAGACACCCAAAAAGAGCAAACCAUUGUUGGUAAUGGAGAUGUACUGUUGAGUCUAGAUUUACAUGAGCAGAGUGGUGGAUACUCUGCCUCACUCAGUCUGCUUGAUGUCAUUCUCCCUGCAGCAGUGGAAAGGAGCUGUGAUCCCACAGAUCAUUCACUAUCUUCAAUAGCUACUGACUUAACUAAUAAAGAGGAGGGGGACAGUGAAGGGGGGGAUAUCUCUGACCAAGUAGUUGAGAACGCUGUGGAGCAGAGUGAUCUGGAUCCUGUUGAUGGUGUUAAAGAAACUAGAACAAUUAAAGUUAGUAAAGAGAAUGAGUCUCAUGAAGUCUUGGAUGAAUGUGAAGCAGAGCGUCUUCCAGGUCAGGAAUCUGAAGCCUCACACAGUGAGCCGGUAGCCCUAUCAUGUUUGCCCAUAGCUGUGUCCAUGUGCGGCGCUCUUGUGAACCCAAAGACCACAGAAGAUGAUUCAGGGGAAGCUGAGCCAUGCAUUGAUGCAGAUGUAUCUGAGAGCACAGAGGCAGAAUCCCUGUCAGGCCUGGAAGCCAAGGAGGAAGAGUCCCGUUCAGAGGAAGCCGCGUCCCAUCCGGAGGCACCCGCUUCACAUCCGGAGGCACCCGCUUCACAUCCGGAGGCACCCGCUUCACAUCCGGAGGCACCCGCUUCACAUCCGGAGGCACCCGCUUCACAUCCGGAGGCACCCGCUUCACAUCCGGAGGAACCUGCUUUACCUGCUUUUAUGGCCCAGGAGGUUGCAGAGGGCAGACAGUCUCCAGAGGGGCAACAACAGAUUUUUCUUGAAGCUUCUACAGAUCUUACCUCCACCAAUUGUUCAGAAACCAGCCUAGUAGAUCCUCCAGAGUUUGGUUUCGAGUACCUGCCUGAGAGCGACCAGGCUGAGCUGCUGGUUACAGAUGAGGAGUUGGAUGCUUUCCUGCAAGCACAUGCUGAAGCAGAACAGGGUGUUUCUUAUCCUGAAUCUCUCCCAGAAUCAAACAGGGCUCCAGAGGACAGGCUUGUAAAACAGGACUUAGGUCUACCUUUUCCAGAAAGUGCUCAAGCAAUAUGUGUAUCUGCAGAGGGGAGCAUUAACCCUGGUGCUCUAUCAGUAUCAGAGGACUCUUGCAGACCUUGGCAAGACUAUUCUUCUGGGGUAAGCUAUUCUCUGACCAGCAACACUUUCCAGUCCCAGCACAGCAGUAGCCCUGAUCUACAACCCUCCUAUGGAGGUGCAAGACCUAAACAGCUGCACUGCCAAACUGCAAUAUCUCCAGCAGCAGGAGAAGAGGAGGAGGAGGAGCUGGCUCAGACGUUAAGUGCUUCUACAACAGUGCCAAGUACUGCAGAGGAUGGAAAACGUUCACCAAUAAACCCCAGUAUUACAGAUGAGCAUUCCAAUUUUAGGGAUUCUAACCCUUCAUAUGCAACUCAGGAGGAUCAGGAUUACAGUGUGGUGUAUGAUGAACUGUCAGAACCCCCACCUUACCCUGGGGAGUUUACCACAGACAGUACCAAGGCAGUGAGCUGGAAAAGGGAGGGAGUGGAGGAGCUAGGGAACAGACAGCCUGCUUGGGUCCCAGACUCUGAAGCUCCCAACUGUAUGAAAUGCAAUCAGAAGUUCACUUUUACCAAGAGGCGGCAUCACUGUCGUGCCUGUGGGAAGGUUUACUGUGCUGUGUGCUGCAACAGGAAGUGUAAACUGAAAUACCUGGAGAAAGAGGCUCGUGUAUGUGUCCUCUGCUUUGACACCAUUCACAGAGCCCAGGCUCUGGAACGGAUGAUGAGUCCUACAGGUCCUAGCCCAAACCCAAAUGUCCCAUCUGAAUACUGCAGCACAAUCCCCCCUUUACAGCAGGCCCGUGCUGCUGGUACUCUAAACUCCCCACCACCUACUGUCAUGGUGCCUGUGUCUGUUCUUAAACACCCAAGCAAUGACGGUUGUCCUCGUGAGCAAAAGCGCGUGUGGUUUGCUGAUGGUAUCUUACCCAAUGGAGAGGUGGCAGACACCGCCAAGCUGUCUGUGAUGAGCCGCAGGAGCUCCCAAGAGUUCAGUGGUGUCACCCCAGAUGAGACAACACCUGGCUUACCUGGGGCAGAGACCGGAGUUAAUAGUGCAUCUUCCCCUGAGGCUGCUGUGGCAGCAGAGGUAGUUUGCCGCCCAGUGUCUGGACCCUGGGAUUUUGCGUUGCUUUGUGGAAUUGGUUCUUCAGUGAACAGUUUUCCCAGUCUGCUGCCAGACAAUGAAGACGAGCUGCCUCCACUGCUCAUUGCCACUGGAGAGGACGAAGGAGGAGAUGUUUUAGUUGAGGAGAAUCCUGCUCCAUGUCAGAUUCUGCACUUACUAGAAGAAGGCGGACCACGUCCUCUGACAUUUAUUCUUAAUGCCAACCUGCUAGUCAAUGUCAAACUGGUGACAUACUCUGGCAGGGAAUGCUGGUGUUUUGGCUCUAAUGGGCUGCAGGCUCUGGGACAGAAAGAGUUAGUAUUUCUGUUGGAGUGUUUGCCUCAAGAAAAAACUCUUCCCAAAGACCUUUUUACCAUAUAUCUCAGCAUUUACCAGGAUGCCCAAAAAGGCAGGUUUGUGGAGGAGCUGGAUAAUGUGACUUUUACAAGUAGUUUCUUGGGCAGUAAGGAUCAUGCUGGGAUGGUAUUCUUCUCUCCCACCUGCCAGUCUCUAGACGGCCUCACUCUCCCUUCACAGCCAUUCUUGUUUGGCCUGCUCAUUCAGAAACUGGAGGUGCCCUGGGCCAAAGUCUUUCCACUGAGACUGCUUUUGCGUCUUGGAGCUGAAUACAACUCGUAUCCCACCACACCGAUAAGUAUCCGUUUUCGGGAGUCAGUGUAUCGAGAGACAGGACACACCAUUAUGAAUUUAUUGGCUGAUCUAAGGAACUACCAGUAUAGCCUGUCAGUGGUGGAGGGCCUGAGGAUCCACAUGGAAAUGGGCCACAGCUACAUUGACAUUCCCAAAAGUAGCUUCAGUGAGGUGCAGAAGGUGAUAAAUGCAUCCAAUGAACAUGUCAUUAGCAUUGGAGCAAGAUUCAGCUCGGAGGCCGACUCUCACCUGGUCUGUUACCAGAAUGAGGAGGGAAAUUACCAAACCCAGGCCAACAGCAUGCCUGGGAAGUCUCGGACAGUCACUGGGGCCAGUUUUGUGGUGUUCAAUGGAGCACUUAAAGCCUCCUCAGGUUUCAUUGCGAAGUCCAGCAUUGUAGAAGAUGGGUUGAUGGUGCAAAUCCCUCCAGAGACCAUGGAAUCUCUUCGCUCUGCCCUCAGGGAGCAGGCAAACUUCCACAUACCCUGUGGCAAGAUUAAUGAUGAGCAGCUCAGAGAGAAUGUGACUGUCCGCUGGGUGGAGUGGAAUCCACCUGUCAACACAGGCAAAACUAGUGGAGUUGAUGGAAGAUCCCUAGAUGGAGUGCGUAGUGUGAGGAUGCAACAAGACACUGAGUUUGAGUCAGACGGUCGGCUGAUUACAUGCACUGAGGUAUUCUACCAGCUGAAGUCUCCAGACUGCAACCUGGCAUCUGUCCUAUCGUCCUGCAGUGUUUUUCAGAAGGAGAUAGCCUUGGCAACCUGCAGUGCUCUCACUCCUCACCUCGCCGUUCUCACUUCCAGCGGCAUCAACUCACUCUCACUACGUGUCUCGACACAGGCUGACAUGGUGGAGUACCAGGCUGGCUCCAGAGGCAGUCUCCUCCCACAGCGCUACAUGAAUGAGAUGGACAGCGCUCUGAUCCCUGUCAUCCAUGGGGAGAGUGCAAGUGUGCCACAGACCGCCAUGGACAUGGAGUUCAUGUUCUAUAUCACACAUGCCAUUGAAUGUGCAUGUAGACCAUGACACGCUCAGUUUUGGAGGCAAAAAAACAAAAACAAAGCUGCAGCUUCAGGCAGGAUGCUUGUUCACAGCUGGAGCAGCAGCCACCCACACAUGAAGAACAUUUCCACUCUGAGGUUCGUGAUUUAGAGGGAUCCAUGAUUGGAUGAUGGUUUUCUGUUAAGAAGCCAUUGUACUUUUGAGUGUUUCAUAUUCACCGAAGCUGCUUUAAUACAAGAAGCCAAACACUAAACAAGAAAUAUGACAACAUGACCAAAAGCAACCAAACUAUUCAAAGCGCUUUCCUCUGCUCUGCCUUCCAGACUCCCUGCUGGCCUCCGUCAGUGUGGAAUAACUCAGUGAAUGUUUCCUACAGACACUAUGGAAGUGGCUCUCAUUAUUUUUACAUUAAAAGUAGGGACAUUACUGAGCGUAGACAGGUGAUCAGGUGCUACUGUAGAGCUACUUGACAUACACAGCUGGCUUGUUCUAAACACAGGCAGCACAGGGCUCACUUUCUCUCAAGGUACUAUGGUCUCAUUUGACAUGAUGGUUGUGAUGAUACUGCACAGGAAAACAAUGGGCCUUCUGCAGGAAACUUUUUUGUAACUAUGUCCUGGGGCUGGACUGAUGAAUGGUAUUUGAUUUAAAUUCCAACUUUGCCUUUUAAUGAUAAUUUAUAAAAACUAAACCAAACUUCAUUACACUGCACUGCUCUAAAGGACACCUACCUACGUGCCCAGAGUUUCUCCCGGUUUAACUCAACUCGAGCUAAGAUAAGUAGAGUGUUUGAUCAACACGAGUAUCUACAGGGAGGAUUAACAAUCGCCUUUAUGUCUAGAUUGCUCAGGGUCUCUUUUUUUGGGGGGGGGUGUUUUGUUUUCCAUUGAGUCUGCUUUCUGCAACAAGUAACAGUUGGAUAGCAGAGGCUUCAGCUCUCUUCCACUCACAAUGUAACUGCUAUACAGGUGUUUUGGUGCACACACGUCCACUGCUGCUCCCUGCCCCGUUAGCAGCAACGAUCUCCCAACCAGCAUGGCAUGGACCAGUGAUGCUAAUUUUAGUUUUAUGUUAAAAACAACUCCCAAUUAUUUCCCAGCUACCUACUAAAACACUCUGCCUCUCUCACCACUCUCCCCUUUUGUCGUUUAUUUGGUUUUUUUAAUUUAAAUUAUAUUUGACAUUAUAUCCACUGUUAACAAUUAUUGAGUUUUUGCAUAAUGCUUAAGUGUGUUCAUUUUGUGUGACAGAAUCACUGGUUCAAUUGACAUCUAGACCUGUCAUGCUUUGUUACUUGUUCUGCUUUAUUUGUUGUCAGUUAAGUGUUACACAACUAACCAUUGAUGCACAAUAACCUAAGAAGCUGACAGAGAAUAAAGUGUAUAAGUUACCGAUCUUAUAUGUGCCAAUAAAAUGUCAGACUUUAAAGAAAAACGACAGCCAUUAUGACAAAAAUUCCAAUGAAGAUGUAUCCCAGUCAAAGAAACACAUUCCACUGUGGAUAAAAGCAGAGACUGUGCACUACAUUAAACGACAGGUCUAGAAUAUACAUGAAUUUCACAUGACAAAAGUGCAGGAUGCAACUCAUUCAGGGGAGGCAGCCUCACCAAUGCAAACGGUUAGCCCAAAUGAGCUGCCCAGAUGUUUGGCCGUGUCUAGAUGACACUUCGUAAUCCUCUCAGCUGAAAGCAUCUGAAAAACAUUUCUCUGAGCCCAAUUGUACAACAGCAGCAAUAAUCAAGGAUUUAUUUGUUCUUUCAAUUAUAAUUCGUAAUUAUAAGGCCACACUUUCCUUACAGGCAAUGAGAGUCUUUCCUGCAAGAGGCCCAGUGUGUGUCAGUAACAUGGCUGAAGUUUGCAUCUGGAACUUUGCAAAUGUUUUUUGGGUUUUUUUCCUAAAAAGUGAACAUAUGACAGGUAUAUUUCUGCAGGAUUAAGAGUGUUGACCUACUGACCUUGAUGAAACUAGAACUAUUUGGAUAAUAGUAUUACAACUGGUGGAGGUGAGGGGUUAAAAUAUUCUCUUGUAGUUGAAUUUGUCUUUCUUGGUGAGUAGCUGACGUUAAAGCUGCUCAUUACUGAGCUUGCAGGUGUAGCUCUUCUCAAAGCUUUAGUUUCUUUUUCCAUCAUCCUGCUGGCACCAAAAUUGAUCCAAUAGUAUGUUUGUCUUAAAAUGUUUCCAUUAUUAUUUGAUCAUCCAUCUUCACACUGAGGUUUCAUUUCACACUGAGAUCUUACAAAAGAAAAGAUGAUGUCAAUCCUGGACAGUUUUUAUUUCUCAGAAGGAGGUGUAAAUUUAACGAAGAGGAUGUUAUAUUAAUUGUACACACUCUGGAUUAAAAUGUCCUGUCAGGGGAGUUGAUACAAAAAAAUCACUCCUGUUUUUCACAGAGAUGCUCUUUCAGUGUUGAUGACUUCUUGCCAGAUCAAACUCAAAAUGCUAAUGAUUAUUUUCUUCUUUAAGAUGUUUUACGUUAUCUGCUUCAGUCUCAGUUAAAUGUUGUUUUUGCACAGCUAAUGAGAACUCUUUCAUUCAGUUCAUCUCACAACUUUUACUAGUUAUUUAAAAAAUUGAAGGUGAUUCUUUUAGAUGAGAAGAUUGAUUGCACUAUUAUCAAGUCACUAACACAGAUUGUAUAUAAACGAUGGAAUUGGUCACAGUAAUGUCACCAGUUGGUUAUGUGGAGCUGAAGGUGCCUGUUUUCAUUGUGAGCAUCGUAGUGUUUUUGAAUUGGAUGUGAGGCGUGAUGGAUGGAUCAGACUGAAACUAUUGCUAUUCAGUUUGGUCGCCUCCUGUUGGCCAUUUAUAGAAAUUCAGAGUUAAAGCUCUUCCACAUUGGCUUCACUUUACAAGCCCAGAGGCUACCUCGAUCUUUUAUAUAGUCGAUGUUCACGAAUUAGCUUAGCUUAGUUCAGUGUGACGGGUAGAAACGAGUGAAACUGUGUAGCCUGGCCUCAUUCAGCCUUCAAGAACCAUCAAAGCUUACAAAUGAUCCUGUAUAUUUUGUUUGAUCUUUAGAAAGAAGGAUGAAAACUUCACUGGAGUUAAUUGAGUUAAUUGGUGGUUGGUUUUUAGUCUGUUUGCAUGGAUAGAGCAGCUAAUUGUCUUUACCAGCUAACAUCAGACUUAAUGGCUACCAUUGACUGACACAUUCAGUGACAGUUAACAGUAGCAGUGACACUCAAGUAUUGUCACCUUAAUUCUGUGCCGACUACAAGAUGCUGAAACAAUUGGUUAUUUUGUUCUAAUGAAGACUUUGGUUUCUGUUGUAGAAAAGGCAGAACAAUAACAUUUUAAUUAUCAGCCAAAUUAUUAUUUUUAAAUGUUGUUAUUGGCCCAGCUUUUCAGAGCUAAUUCUCUAUUGACUAUUUCUAUUAAGAUAAAUAAUUCCUAUGCUUGGUCUCAAUUUCGUUCACAAUAUUAGUGCACUUCAUGUAGUACUAUAGCUACUACUACAUACUGACUUGUCUAGUAUGUAAGUUUGGACUGAUUAAUGUCUCAAAUGGACAUGUCACGUCCUGUUCUUAAAUGAAAUGACAUUCUGAAUUCUAUCAUUCAAGUAGCCAAGAACUGAGACACGACGGUGGUUUCCAGUCUAAAUGCACACACAAAUGUAAGAGUGGUAUCAAUCUUCUCAUCCAGGUUUUGUCCAGAAGGACAAAAAAAGCUCAUUUCCUCAGUUUAUUGAUUGGAGUAGGAGCUGUUUUAUACUGGGUUCAUAUUUUAGGAUUAUUUAAUGUCUUUAUAACACCUUUAGGCACUUUAUAAAUAUCAGUGUGCUGAUGUGUUGGUUUGACAAACUGCCUUAAGGCAGUCUGUCAAACCAAACCUUUUUUUUUUCUUUUCUUUUUUUGGAUCCAAACUGGCAGUUAUCUCUUAUGAGUGGCAAUAAUAAAUGCUCCUGAAAGUACACAGAGGUUAUGUCCCUGUAAAAUGCAUUCACUUUUGUGUCCACUGUUUGUAUCAGUGUUUUGCAGCCUCCGUUUGUCUAAAGCUAGGUCUGAGUUUUUGUUUUUUUGUUUUGUUUUUUUUAGGGCAAAGUGCAUUGUGUCACAUCUCAUCUCACUUUUCAGUCAGGACUUUUUUCCAAAUGUAUAGAUGAUAUCCUGUAUACAUAGAGAUUGUAUCAAACCUUGUGCAUUUUUUUUAAAUAUUAAAAGUUAUUUUUGAAAUGUUGGUAUAAAAGAAAAAAAGUUAAUAUUUUUGAUAGAAGGUUGGCUACAUUAAUUGUGCAGUUUGUGUAGCAAGCUGUUUGAGAGGAGAAACAAAUCAAGAAAUGAAUGAAUUGUUAUAAGGUGGAAAUAUCUAAUCUCAAAAUACAUGAAGCGCUCUAGUUUGACAUGAAUGUUUUUGGUAAAAAUCUGAAUACUGAGCUUAGUUAUGAACUCUUCUGCAAGUCGUGCUCUAAUUCUUAGCAACAACUGGGUUAUUAUGAAUACUCAUGUAUAGACUUGUAAACCUCCCGGUUGAUUGCAGUCUUCUAGAUGUAUGAAGGUUUAUAUACAGGUUUUUUAAUCACUGAAAUCUGUGAGUUGUUGAUUAACUUCUCCAUGUGAGAUAUGUUUAUUAAACACUAGAAAGGUCAACUGCCGUAACUGACUGUGUUGAUUUUUAGCCAUGCAUGCAAUGACUGAAUGUUAAAUUGGGAGGCUUUCUAGCUUCAGUAGAAAUCUCUCACCCUUGGGAGAGGCCAUGAUCUAUUGCCUGAAAAUUGCAUUUAUGUACACCUAAUCUGCAGAUGAUAUUUUCUGCUAACAUAAAAGGCUGUCCAAAGAUUUAGAUUGGCUAUAAAUCUGACCUGUAGAAAACCUAUGCAAACUAAAUGUGUUCAGUGGACUGAGUAAGCGGAGUCUGAAUCUGUAUUUAUAUUGAAUCUGUAUUUAAGGUCCUUUACUAAACACCAACCGCACUUUAAUCAGGAGCUCACAAAGACUUACUCUUUUCCACCUAAAGCCGCUUUUGUUCUUUAUGGUGGAUUAUCUAAAGUUGUUAUUAUUACUAUUACCACCAUUAUUAUUAUUAUUAUUAUUAUUAUUAUUAUUGUUGUUGUUGUUGUUGUUAUUGAGUAGUUUGAAAAAGGAAAAAUGUGAGUUUUGAUUCUGAUGUAGAAAGCGGGUAUGAGGGGAAAUUGUACCGUUUAUACUGCUGUGCAAACAUCUCUGAAACGUCCGGCAGUGGUUUAUGUAAAACUUAUUGAUUUUUACACAGUCCACCUUUUUUCCCCUCCAUUACAAAAAUGGACAUGUUCUCCUUCCACAAUCCAAAGCCCUAACAGCUUUGGAUUUUGCUACGAGAA
Messenger RNA from Oreochromis niloticus (Nile tilapia), 9941 nucleotides. RefSeq names its product zinc finger, FYVE domain containing 16 (gene zfyve16). Lineage: Eukaryota; Metazoa; Chordata; Actinopteri; Cichliformes; Cichlidae. Gene Ontology annotation, cellular component: early endosome membrane. Bases 286 to 4668 code for a protein of 1460 amino acids. The record is from RefSeq and is a predicted model, not a curated record. The transcript has 18 exons. Gene Ontology annotation, molecular function: metal ion binding. Gene Ontology annotation, biological process: endosomal transport.